Aspergillus chevalieri is the source of this 219-nucleotide messenger RNA. RefSeq lists its product as uncharacterized. Lineage: Eukaryota; Fungi; Ascomycota; Eurotiomycetes; Eurotiales; Aspergillaceae. Bases 1 to 219 code for a protein of 72 amino acids. The record is from RefSeq and is a predicted model, not a curated record. The transcript has a single exon.
AUGGGGGGUGGGCAUUCGGGGGCAUGGCAGCGGCGACUGGUGGGAUUGCAGGUCGACGGCGCGGACAUUGGGGCGGUGAUUGGGUGGCUGGGGCAGCGCAGCCGGGCGGGCCAUAGCCAGUUGUUUGAGGAGUUUUGUUGGCUGCGGCGGGUGAGUCAGGAGGUUGAGUUGGGGUUGGAGUCGGGAGGCAGAGAGAUGGAGGAUUGGUCAGGACCAUAG